CCACAUGCACCACUAGGCAAUGUGCCGAGGGGACUGGCACAAGGAUACGCCUCCUACCCUUGCUCUCCUAUAAUAUGUGGCAGCGACCUCUCCAGUCCACACAUCCCUGCACUUACAGGCUUGGAGCUUCUCUCCAACCCCCUGCUCUGGGGACCGGCUGUCAUCCGCCCCAUGCCAGGAACCCGCUGAGAGGAUUCCUUCUCUGCCUCAAACGCCCACACUCAUUACUGCAACCAAACCAGGACUGACAACUGCUAGAAGAGAUGGACCCUUCAAUAGAAGUUACCUCUCUGUUCUCCAACCAAUCAACAGAGAGCUGUGGAGGGGAGACCAGAGUGGAGAACCUGGUCUUUGGGGGCUACUACAUCCUGGUCUUCCUACUGGCCUUGAAUGGGAACAGCCUGGCUCUGUGGAUCUUCUCCCGCCAGCGUGGAUCCUCCACUCCUGCCAACGUCUUCCUGUUGCACCUGGCAGUGGCGGACCUCUCCUAUGUGGUCAUCUUACCUCUGAGGGCGACCUAUCACCUGACAGGGGGCCACUGGCCGUUUGGGGAGGUGCCGUGCCGAUUAGCCGGGUACCUCUUCUACGUCAACAUGUACGCCAGCCUCUACUUCCUGGCCUGCGUGGCCGGGGACCGCUACCUGGCCGUGGUGCACGCCGUGAGGUCGCUGAAGGUCCGGCGGGCCCGCCAUGCCCACAUUGCCAGCUUCGCCCUAUGGUUCCUGGUCACCAUCUCCAUGGCACCCCUGCUCGUCAGCCGGCAGACCUCCGAGGUGGACGGGGCGACCGUGUGCCUGCAGCUGUACCGCGAGAAGGCGUCCCGCCGGGCCCUGGUCUCGCUGGCGGUGGCCUUCACUCCACCCUUCCUGGCCACGCUGUCCUGCUACUUGCUGAUCAUCCACAGCCUGCGGCGGGGCUCCCGGCUGGAGCCGGCGCUGAAGCUCAAGGCCCUGCGCACCAUCGGCCUGGUGCUGCUCAUCUACGUGGUGUGCUUCCUGCCCUACCACGCCAGCCGCGCCACCUACAUCCUGGGCUACGGCCACCCGGGCGUCUCCUGCCAGGCCCGCCGGGGCCUCAUGUUGGGCAACCGGCUCACUUCCUCCCUCACCUGUCUGAACGGGGCCCUGGACCCCCUGGUCUACCUCUUCGGGGCGGAGAAGUUCCGCGGGAGCCUGCAUAAGCUCUUCAGCAGGAACGCAGCAGGGACCUCUGGCGCCACCACUGGGGAGCUGAAGGGAACGCACGAGAGCUCAGUGAGUGCUAAGUCUGAGAUCUAAGUCUAAGUCUAAGCCUGCGGGGGGGGUAAAGGUUACAGGAGAUGCAAUGGGCCCUGAAAACGUGCUCCCUUUAACAGACUCAGUCUUAUCCUUUUCAAACGGAAAAGGGCUCCCAGGUUAAAUCUCUUUGAAUCAAAAGGGCAGGUGGCAUCCGGAAAUCAAACCCUGACCUUUACAUGUUGUCAUAGUUGCGGGUUCCUUCAUGGGAAAUGGAGCCCCUGUGACAGUAACCUUUAGACAAAAGCAAAUUAUCUUCAGGUCCUUCAACAUUACAAGACUGGGGAAGAGCACAGCCCUUGAAGCUAAGCACAAUGUUGAAAUCCAUUGCAAGCUUGUCAUGAAGUCCAGUCAAUUUGCUUUCAGUUUGCAUCUUUUGGUGCUACAGCAUGAGGGAAAUGCAGCAUUCUUAAGUUUGUCUUAUUUCUACAUGUGUUUUCUUAUGUGACAAAAAUGUCAAAAGAGGAAUAUUUUGAUCACUUAUCUUUUCAAGCAGCACUUCUGAAAAUGGUCAAGCUUAAGGAGGUUUUAUAGCUGUGUUGUGAAGAAGAGAAGUGGGCUGUGAACAUUUGAAAACCAGUUGCGAAGCUUUAUAACUUUGUAUAUAUGCACACUCACAUUGCUUC
Molecule: messenger RNA, 1900 nt
Organism: Megalops cyprinoides (Indo-Pacific tarpon)
Lineage: Eukaryota; Metazoa; Chordata; Actinopteri; Elopiformes; Megalopidae
Product: uracil nucleotide/cysteinyl leukotriene receptor-like
Exons: 2
Coding region: 264-1277 (337 amino acids)
Biological process (GO): phospholipase C-activating G protein-coupled receptor signaling pathway; positive regulation of Rho protein signal transduction
Cellular component (GO): membrane
Molecular function (GO): G protein-coupled receptor activity
Source: RefSeq, a predicted model, not a curated record